Messenger RNA from Lycium ferocissimum, 3743 nucleotides. RefSeq names its product C2 and GRAM domain-containing protein At1g03370. The record is from RefSeq and is a predicted model, not a curated record. Lineage: Eukaryota; Viridiplantae; Streptophyta; Magnoliopsida; Solanales; Solanaceae. The coding region runs from base 67 to 3216 and encodes 1049 amino acids. The transcript has 9 exons.
AGUUUCUUGGUUAUUUUUGAACUAGAGAAAGUGGGGUUAUGUGAUUUUUCAUUUUGUUUGGUAAAUAUGAAGCUUUUAGUAAGAGUUAUUGAAGCAAGAAACAUACCAGCAAUGGACCCAAAUGGUUUUAGUGAUCCAUAUGUGAAGUUGUCAUUAGGAAAACAGAAGUUUAGAAGUAAAGUUGUGAAGAAAAAUUUAAAUCCAUCAUGGUGUGAGGAAUUUGCCUUUAAAGUAGAUGACUUGAAGGAGGAGCUUAUUAUUUCUGUUUUGGAUGAAGAUAAAUACUUCAAUGAUGAUUUUGUUGGCCAAAUUAAGUUUCCAGUAUCUCAGGUUUUUGAAUCCAAUGAUAAGUCCCUUGGCACUGCUUGGUAUACUUUGCAGCCUAAGCAUAAGAAGGGCAAAAACAAAGAUUGUGGUCAAAUUCUUCUCACAAUAUGUUUCUCACAAGGCAAUACAUUGGCGGACUUGCAAUCCGUUGGUGAUCAUGGUUCGAAGAAGUUGCCCGAUGUGGCAUUAACUGAAUCUCCUUCUUUGUCUUCCAAUGGCACCGUGAGAUCAUCUUCUCCUUCAAGAUCCGAAGAAGCAGCCGAAAAGCCUCAUGCACAGACCUUUGCUGGUCGACUUGCUCAAAUUUUCAACAAAAACGGGGAAAAUGCAGUAUCCACAACUAACCCGAAAGCUCCAGAUAUAACAGCAACGACCGAAAGUGCAAGUACGGCUGCUUCCGAGAAUGCACAAGAGGAACAACAGUCCACAUCGGGAAACUUUCAAGAAUUAUUGAAAACCAUGGAGGUGAAAGAACAAGGAAGUACCGAAGUUUCGAACCUUCCCGGGGUAGUAGUGGAUCAAUUGUAUGCUAUUGCCCCUCAUGAAUUGAAUUCGUACCUUUUUUCGCCGGAUUCAACCUUCUUUAAAUCCUUGGCAGAUAUUCAGGGAUCCACAGAGUUGAAAGUCGGGCCUUGGAAACUUGAAAAUGAGAGUAUAAAAAGGGUGGUUACUUUUAUCAAAGCUGCAAGUAGAUUGGUCAAGGCUUUAAAAACUACAGAGGACCAAACGUAUCUUAAAGCCGACGGUAAGUGUUUCGCUGUUUUAGCUGUUGUGAGUACCCCGGAUGCUCCGUAUGGAAGCACUUUCAGGACAGAAGUACUUUACAAUAUUACCCCUGGGCCGGAACUGCCUUCGGGAGAACAGUCUUCAAGGUUAGUAGUAUCAUGGAGGAUGAAUUUCUUGCAAAGCACUAUGAUGAAAGGUAUGAUAGAAAACGGUGCACGGCAAGGUAUUAAGGAGAGCUUUGAGCAGUAUGCGAAUUUAUUAUCCCAGAAUGUAAAGCCAGUCGACGCGAAGGACAUAGGUACGGAGAAAGAACAAGUUUUGGCAUCUCUAGAAGUGGAGAAACAGUCCGAUUGGAAGCUGGCUGUCCAGUACUUUGCUAAUUUUACUGUAAUUUCGACCUUUUUCAUUGGGUUGUAUGUAUUGGUGCACAUCUUGUUGGCCAUGCCUAGCACAAUACAAGGGCUUGAGUUUGUUGGCCUUGACUUACCGGAUUCUAUUGGUGAAUUAAUUGUGUGUGGAGUGCUAGUACUUCAAGGAAAACGGGUGCUGGAGCUGAUAUCACGCUUCAUGCGGGCUAGAGUGCAAAAAGGAAGUGACCAUGGAAUCAAAGCACAAGGGGAUGGUUGGCUGUUGACCGUUGCCUUAAUUGAAGGAAACAAUUUGGCAGCUGUUGACUCAAGUGGGUUCUCUGACCCGUAUGUGGUGUUUACAUGCAACGGGAAAACUAGAACCAGUUCAAUCAAGUUCCAAAAGUCUAAUCCCAAAUGGAAUGAAAUAUUUGAAUUUGAUGCAAUGGACGACCCACCAUCUGUUCUGGACGUAGAAGUGUUUGAUUUCGAUGGACCUUUUAGUGAGGCUACAUCUCUUGGGCAUGCUGAAAUCAAUUUUGUCAAAACUAAUAUAUCAGAUCUGUCUGAUGUUUGGGUUCCUCUUCAAGGGAAGUUGGCUCAGGCAUGCCAGUCCAAACUGCAUUUAAGAGUUUUCUUGAAUAAUACAAAGGGUAGCAAUGUUGUCAAAGACUAUCUGUCUAAGAUGGAGAAGGAAGUGGGGAAGAAGAUAAAACUACGAUCUCCUCAGACUAAUUCAGCAUUCCAAAAGCUCUUUGGGCUUCCACCAGAGGAAUUUCUCAUCAAUGAUUUUGCCUGUCACUUGAAACGCAAGAUGCCCCUCCAGGGCCGUCUAUUUUUGUCUGCAAGAAUAAUUGGGUUCCAUUCUGAUCUAUUUGGACAUAAGACCAAAUUUUUCCUUCUUUGGGAAGAUAUUGAAGACAUUCAAGUUGAAUCUCCUACUUUGGCAUCAAUGGGUAGCCCAAAUGUUAUCAUGACUUUAAAGCCAGGUAAAGGUUUUGAUGCAAGGCAUGGUGCCAAGACUCAAGACCAGGAAGGCAGGCUGAAGUUUCAUUUCCACUCUUUUGUCUCUUUUAAUGUGGCUCACAGGACUAUCAUGGCAUUGUGGAAGGCAAGAGCUUUGAGUCCCGAGCAGAAGGUGCAGAUAGUUGAAGAAGAAUCCGAAGCUAAAAGCCUUCAAAUGGCAGAAGAGGAUUCGAUAGGCAACGACUUCCAAGCUGCAGAUGAUGACUCUGAAGGCAAAAGCCUUCAAUCGGAAGAGAGCGGAUCAUUCGUUGGCGUGGAGGAUAUACAUAUGUCUAUCGUUUACUCCUCUGUACUUUCAGUUCCAACAGAAUUUUUCAUGGAAUUAUUCAGUGGGAAUGAACUUGAUCGUAAGGUCAUGGAAAGAGUCGGUUGUCUUAAUUAUUCUUAUAGUCCCUGGGAAGAAUCUGAGAAGCCUGAUGUGCAUCAGAGGCAACUUUAUUAUAAAUUUGAUAAGUGUAUAUCCCGUUAUCGAGGUGAGGUAACAAGCACGCAGCAGAGAUCUCGCCUUUCUGAUAAAAACGGCUGGCUCAUAGAAGAGGUCAUGACUCUUCAUGGAGUUCCAUUGGGUGAUUAUUUCAAUCUUCACCUGAGAUACCAGGUUGAGAAUGUCCCCUCAAGAUCGGGAAGAUGCAACGUCCAAGUACAACUGGGAAUUGGUUGGUUGAAGUACUCGAGACAUCAGAAAAGGAUCACAAAAAACAUAGUUUCUAAUCUGCAAGAGCGCCUACUAGUCAUGUGCAGCGGAGUUGAGAAGGAAUAUCUCUCAAAAUCUGAUCCCGUCGUGAUCUAGAGGGUUCAUUGGCUUUUGCAAACAUUUAUUUGAAGGAUUAAUCAUCCAAAUCUCCAUCGGAGCAAAGUUUGUGUAUAGUUCUUGAGUCACUAAGAAGUGAACGGAAGAAGCAAAAAUGUGUAAAACUUGCACUAUGGAGCUCAGUUUAUGGUUGAAGAUAUCAAGAAUGCUCGGUCAAGACAGCGUCUCCCAGUCGCAACAUACGGAUACGUGUUUAAACUUUUUGUAUGAUAGCGACCCCAACUAGUUUGGGAUUGAGGUGCAAUUGUUGUACAACAUCUUACAUUCAAGUAGAUGCACAACCCUCUUUUUUUUUUUUUUUUUUUUUUUUUUUUGUGACAUGAAAUAACUUUCAUUACUUCAAUCUAUAGGAUGAAGAGAAAUUUUUUGGUAUGUACAUAAUAUCCUCUAUUUUAGGAUUUGAUUAGUUCUUUGGAAGUCCAAUGUAUUUUAUUAUUUGGCCAAGUGAACAGUGAAAACCAUUCAUGAUAACUGUUGAGGUUUUUGUGGAAUUAGUAUUUUCUUAA